GUAAAAAAUAUCUUUGUUCAAACUAUUUUCUAACGAUUCAUUAUCAAUUUCCGUAGGCCGAUUUCACUACUUACAUAACAAGUUAAGUUCUGAGUGCGUAGUGUAUGCAUAUAUACGUUUGUAUAUAUGUGUGUGAUGAAGUCAAUUACCGGUUAUCUUUUCUGAUAUGUGAAGUAUGUAAAUCCCCAUAUGUGAUUUUACUUAUCAUUGGAAAUUAUCUUUAUCGAUAAAAAAUGUAUGAUUAAUGUGCAUAAUAUGUACAUUUAAAAAAUAUCUGUACAUAUAUAGAAGCACACAUGGAAAAUUUAGAAAAAAUAAAAACUAUUUGGAGAAUUGCUGAUGCAAUAACUUUCGACGUAGAUUCUACUGUCAUCAAAGAUGAGGGCAUAGAUGAACUUGCCAAAUUUUGUGGCAAAGGCAAACAAGUUACUGAAUUGACAAAGCAAGCAAUGCAAGGAAAUAUGACAUUUCAACAAUCUCUUUCAGUAAGAUUAGGUAUUAUAAGACCUAGUAUAACACAGAUUAAAGAAUUUAUACAAGUACAUCCUCCACAGCUUACUCCGGGAAUAAAAAAUUUGGUAAAAGCAUUGCAUUCACAUAAAAAGGAAGUAUUUCUUGUUUCUGGAGGAUUCCAUUGUUUAAUACGUUCGGUUGCAGAACAACUUGAUAUACCAUCCAAAAAUAUUUAUGCAAAUAGACUUAAGUUUUAUUUUACAGGAGAUUAUGCGGGUUUUGACGAAAAUGAACUGACAUCAAAAAGUGGUGGUAAAGCUGAAGUUAUUCGUCUUCUGAAAGAAGAAAGAGGAUUUGAAACUAUUGUUCAUGUUGGAGAUGGCGCAACAGAUUUAGAAGCUUCUCCUCCAGCAGAUGCAUUUAUAGGUUUCGGAGGAAAUGUAAUUAGAGAAAGUGUUAAAUUAAAUUCAAAAUGGUUUGUUACAACUUUUGAUGAACUUAUAAAUAAUUUGUAACUUUAGAUAGGAUAAUAAUAAUUUGUACAAAUUUAAUGCAAUUAAAUUAUUUUUAUGAAUUAUA
This is a messenger RNA of Vespa crabro (European hornet), 1032 nucleotides long. RefSeq names its product phosphoserine phosphatase (gene aay). The record is from RefSeq and is a predicted model, not a curated record. Gene Ontology annotation, biological process: dephosphorylation; L-serine biosynthetic process. Gene Ontology annotation, cellular component: cytoplasm. Gene Ontology annotation, molecular function: magnesium ion binding; L-phosphoserine phosphatase activity. Bases 297 to 968 code for a protein of 223 amino acids. NCBI's taxonomy places the organism in Eukaryota, Metazoa, Arthropoda, Insecta, Hymenoptera, Vespidae. The transcript has 6 exons.